Molecule: messenger RNA, 2889 nt
Organism: Dinoponera quadriceps
Lineage: Eukaryota; Metazoa; Arthropoda; Insecta; Hymenoptera; Formicidae
Gene: Ccdc39
Product: coiled-coil domain-containing protein 39
Exons: 11
Coding region: 1-2889 (962 amino acids)
Biological process (GO): cilium movement; inner dynein arm assembly; cilium-dependent cell motility
Cellular component (GO): axoneme
Source: RefSeq, a predicted model, not a curated record
AUGACGACUGACGUGGACGUGAUUCUAAAUCAACUCGGCUGGCAGGACGGCUUUCGCAUUCCUGUAGCUAAUGAGGAGAACAAAUGUUUGGAGGAAGAAAUUGUUAGGAAAACGGAAUGCAGGAUAUCGCUGAGCACAAAACUAGAGAGCCUGGAGGAGCGGCUGAAGAUGAUGAGAAAGCAUGCCAACGACGUUGCGUCGCGUCACGAAUUCAACCAGAAGUUGCUCAAUGAACAUUUGAUCCAGUUGGAGGCAGAGGAUCACCUCUACCGGUUGAGCGGCAACUUGGAGUCGUCGUUGCGCCAGGAAGCGCGCGAAUUUGAAAAAGAAUGGACAGACGUGAAUCGCAGAGUAUCAAACGUGGAGAAGGAGCUGCUGAGGGUGGAAAAGAAGCUGACUGAGACCAAGCAAAUGGUCCACUUCGACGAGAAUAGUCUAUGCAAGUGGGAGGAAACACUCGCACGUAAAGAAGAGGACAAUCAGCUGAUAGAGAACUACAUGAAGCAGGAUGCGCAAAAAUAUAAGGAAUUGGAACAGCAACGGCAGAAGCUCGGUACAGAACUUGAGACUUAUCGUCAAGCUAUCGUCAAAGCCGUUGACGAGGCGCAGGAAUUGGAGCUCGUUCUAGAUCGCACGGCAAAAUUGUACAUGGAGGCGUUGAAGGAGCGCAGGCAGAUGAUAAAUCAGUGGACGCAAAGCGUGAACGUUUUGCGACAGAGGGACAACGACAUACAGAAUUGCCUGAAGGAAAUCGAGACGUUGCGGGAGAUCGAUAAGGAGAAGAAGAAAGACUUCGAAGAAACGGGACAGUUUUUGCAAGAUCAAAUUGUAAACAAUAGGCAGCUGGAGGAAUCAAUCAAGCAAUCGGAAAAGGAACUUGCUGCGAUUCGAAACAAACAACGUAAAAUCACGGAGAUGAUCGGUGGUUACAACGUCGAGGUCUACCAUCAGAAGAAGUUAGUAGCAGAUCUCGCACGUCGCGUGCAACAAGUUCGUGCCAAUACGAAAAGCAAGAAAAUCGAAAUGGAUGAUAAACGCGCAAAGGUGGACAGUUGCAAAAAGCGGAUCGAAGAUCUAACAUCAACGUUAGAAGAAAUCGAAGGCCAAAAAUUGAACGUCGAGGAAAGGACGAAACGAUUGGAAAAGAUGAUUGAACAUAACGAGAAACGGAAAGCCACGAUCACCAAAGAAUCAAAACAGCUGCAAACCAUGGUUUUGCGUACCACGAAUAAAAUUAUAGAGCUGGGCCACGAGAGAAAAACUCUACAAAUGCAAAUGCAGAACGAACAGAAGAAGAUCGAUCUGCUCGCCGGCUUAUUAGCGAAAGAGAGAAAGGUUCUGGAGGACAAGAAGGAGCUGCUCUACCAUGUGGAUUUUAAUCUGCAGAAGUGCGAGAUGAAGCUCGAGCGAAUCAGGGGCCUCGAGCACGACAAGAGCGAAGCCGAGAAGAAGCAGAAGAGGAUCGAAGAGCUGCAGGUUGCACUGGGCGAGAAGACGGCCGCGUCCAAGCUGCUGCAAAACCAGAUCGCCACUUUGGAGCACGACAUGAGGAUAAUAACCAACAGCUUGACAAGCAAAAACGAUGAGAUCGAGCGGCUGAGGAGCAAAAAGCAAGACCUAUUGCUGUUGUUGGACGGAGGCGAGAAGCGGCUGAAGGCCGCGCAGUCCCGGAAUGAGGGGAGACAAGUGGAGGAGAGCAUAAUGCGCCUCAGGGUGUCGCAGCUCGAGCAGAUGACGUCGAAUGUGAACGACAAGGUGUACAAUCUGGAGAAAUAUCGUCUUCAUCUCGAAGCGGCGCUCAAGGAGCGCGCAGCGGAGAUCUCGGCGCAGAAGGAAGCGCUCACCGUGCAGAAGAGGAUCGCCAGUAACGAGUGCUCAGAGCUGCGCGUCGCCAUCGCGGAGAGAAGAGGCAGGACGCGGCAGUUGCAAACGCGAUACGACACCAGCCUCGCGGCGUCCGGUGCCACACCGGACGGGGCGCCGAUGAGCACCGCGUAUCUAAAGAUACAAAGCGCCCAGGAGCGGUAUCUGUUGCGGGAACAGGGCGACAAGCUCGACGAGAGCAUCAGGCGAACCGAACAGGAGAUACGCAGCAUGGAGGACACGUUGCGCGUGGUGAACGUGUGCAACGACAAGUACAAGGACAGCUUGAGCGCGGUCGACCAGGACGGGCCGGAGCAGACGGAACAGAAGAGGCUCGACGAGCAGCUGCGCGAGGCGCGGCAGAAGCAAUGCCAGAGGCAGUCGCAGCUGCAACGAUUGUUCGAUGAAUUGCAGAAAACGCAGAACGAUUACUCUCAACUGCUCAGUGACAUCGAGAGGACAAAAGAAGAGAAGGAGAAUAAACAGCGAUUCUUAUCGGGUGUCGAGAAACAAGUAACGGAACAGCAAGAGAAGAUGUCCAGGGCGGAUAAGUGCCUUCGCAAGGUGCAGAAGGAUAUACAAAAUUUGUAUUUUUAUAAGAAAGACGACAUUGUCCUCUUGCAACAGAGGGAGGUCGAACUGCGAGAACUUCAGGAACAGAACGCGCUGGUCCUUCAAGACAUCGCGGAAUUCACGAUUCGUCACGUGGAAGCCGAAGCGUAUGUCAAGAAGUUACUGAUGGCAAAAAACAUCGAGUUACCGUCCUUCUCCCCGUCCCUCCCCCCGUCGAUUAAAUCGCCCGUUAGUUCAUGCGGCAGUUCCACAGGCUCCGCGGAACAGCCUUUCAAAAGUACCAGCCGUACAAGCGUUUUCACAUCAUCGAGAGAAAGCAUCGGCAGUGUAAUCAAAAUAGAACCGCAAUUUGAGGAACCAACAAGUAGUGCGUCAAAGAAAAGUGUAAAAUACGAUUAUGCGAAAGUCGCCACGUCGAAGCGGCCUACUGUUACACGCACAAGAAAAUCGUGA